AUAAUUAAAAGUGCUAAAGGUUAUUUAAAUUUUUAUACGGUUUUUACCGUAACGUUCCUUUUCGUUUUUAAAAAUAAAUUCGUAAUUAUUAAUAUAAUGGGCGAUAUUUUGCUAAAUUGCCAAUUUUUUAAGCAUAAAAGGUUUAAAAGUAACUUUUUUUCGAAAUCGUCGGAAAUUUGCGGGGUUUUUUUGGUAUUUUAUUCCGGUAACCCAACGGCCUUUUCCAACGUGCUCGACGUAGCGUCGGGCGUUAUUGUAAGCGGUGCGAAAUUGCAAAUGCCUUUUUUAAAUUUGCUCGAUCCCUUUCGGUAA
Molecule: messenger RNA, 312 nt
Organism: Gaeumannomyces tritici R3-111a-1
Lineage: Eukaryota; Fungi; Ascomycota; Sordariomycetes; Magnaporthales; Magnaporthaceae
Exons: 2
Source: RefSeq, a predicted model, not a curated record